This is a messenger RNA of Closterium sp. Yama58-4, 1191 nucleotides long. NCBI's taxonomy places the organism in Eukaryota, Viridiplantae, Streptophyta, Zygnematophyceae, Desmidiales, Closteriaceae. The record is from the annotation of a GenBank genome assembly.
AUGCUUGCGCUGUCUAUGCGGAGUAAAGACAAACUUCCACCAGCAUAUCCUGGUCAAGCGAAGCACUUGUUUCGUGGUAACGAUAAGAGUACAUCUGUACUUAGUUUUUUCGAGAUACGGCAGCGCGUGUAUGGCACGGGCGUAGGAGAUAGAGAACUGAAUGGCGGGCCCUCCCUCGCGGGGGCCCUGCCCGCUGCCUUGGGAACGGCCGCGCUGGUCCCACCUCUCGGUAUUGUCACAUCCGCUCCUCCCGGCGAUGCUGCAACGGACGUGUCAAGUGCCUCGAAGCUGAGUCAACACCAGCAACAGGAGCAGCAGGAGCAGGAGCAGGAACGAAGAGGAGGAGGAGAGCAUUCAGAUGUGAUCGGCGAUGCCGUGCUGUUACCCGGCAACCAGGAGGCAGACCUACUGCAACCCAACGAUACGUGUGGUGUCCAUGGAAUAACGUCGUCACCCCUGCGCUCCGCAGAGCAGGCGCGCACGUGCCCGGUGAACGGGAUCGCGCUCGGUGCGGCGGGGGAAGCAGGGGAGAGUGCGCUGGGAGUGGUAGGGGGAGAAGCGGAGAUCGCGCGUGGCGGAGGGGGCGGCGAUGGGGCUGCGUAUAUGGUGGAGAAAGCGCGGGCGGCGGAAGCGACGGGGGAUGCGGUAGAUGGAAGCACUUUUGCAGCGAUUGGUGGGGGAGGGGAUCCGCAGGACGGGAAGAAUGGAGGCGGAGAGGGAGGGGAAGGACACGCGGGUGGGAAGGAGAAUGCUGUCGGAAAUUUAGAGGGCGCAGUGGACGAGCGGAGAGGGACACCCGCGGAAGAGGCGCUGGGGGGAGGGAGCACGGCGGAGGGGGGACAGCUGGUCGGGGGGCAGCCGGAAGAGGGGGAAGGGUCAUGCAAUGCAGAGCAACGAGCGGUGGCGGAGGGGGAAUCGGGAGCGCUUAUACAAGGGGAAGGGCUGGGAGACGGAGAGAAGGAGGAGGCGGGGGCGAGAGAGAGUGGAGAAGGGGAGGGAGUGUUGGUAGGGGAAGGCGCGAAGGAAGCGUGCGAGAAUGGCGAGAGGGGCGAGAGGAAGGUGCGGUGGCUGGAUGACGAGGGGCAGACGUUGACAGACGUGCGAGAAUUCGAACCCAGUGAGUCAAGCAGUGAUGAUGACGACGAGCAUUACAAGGAGAGCAGCCAUAAAUGCAGCUGCAGCAUCCUAUAG